AUGGCCACUUCCAAGGCUGCAGAGCCGCUCGACGUGCUCCAGCAGAUGUUUAAUGAGGUCCUCAUCCAAACCGGCAAGGCCCUGAGAGCCGCCAGCAGUGACAGCAAGGGCAACAUUGGUCCGGCUACGGCGCCCAUUAACACCAGGAUUCCCGCCUCCAUCGAGACAUUCAAUACAGCCCUCGACGAGCUAGAGAGCGAAAUACUAAAAACCAAGUCUGUGCUAUUGCGCGAUCUCAACCAGCUGAGGGCAAGUCGGAGGCUACCUCCCCCCCCGCCCCCGCCCGAGCUGAAGCCGGUUGCGCCUCCAGCUCCCAUGGUCGUCGAUUUAGAGUCUCCGGCCAUAUCCCUGAUUUCGGCUCCAGGCAUCCCUGGCUCUGGUCGGCUAACAAAGCAGAACAACAAGCCCGUCGCUCCUUUCCCGAACAUGGGGUUUGACCUGGGCGCGAGUCCUGACGUUGCGGCUACUCUCAGCCCAAAGACAGUCCCCAAGAGCAAUCCCAAGAAUUCGCCUCGCCCGGCGCACACAACCGCCACCGCUGGCAGGCUAGGCGGUGCGCGGAAAGAGGCUAAGGCCCCCUCCGCUCAGCCUCCCAGGCCCGGCGCCGUACCACAAUCUCAGGCCCCCCAGCCCUCUCCAACUUUCCAUGCCAAAUCAGUGCAGGCUGUUGGGCCAAAUCUUUCAGUGUCGACCGGAGUGCGGGAGAAUGGGGCCGCAGCGGCAGCGACUCAAGCAGCAUCACAAGCACAGGCACAAGCGCAAGCGCCAGCGGCGGCAGCAUCAGUGGCCGCCACGACCCAACCGGGACCCGAGAGCAUUUUUACCAACAUGAACUUCUCUCUAGCACCUCCAAGCGAAACACGGGGCUUAAAUCAGGGCCGCCAGCCCCCGCAGCCGCCACCACCGCCGCAGCAGCAGCAGCAGCAGCAGAAUCCAGAUGUGGCCAUGAUGGGUCUUAGAGUAGGGGGGGCGUCAAUCUUUGGGCAAGUCAAUGACUUUGGUGGCGCUGGCAAUGGCAACGGGAAUGGGGCUUCUGCGACAGAUGUCUCGCAUGGGCAGCAGCAAGCGAACAGCAAUCCAGGCGGCCGGGGCGCUGGCGCUGGCGAAGACAGCAUGAUGACCAACGUCGACGCCAAGAUCGACGGUCUCUUCGACCUUGGCUCGGCCGGCAUGGACAUGGAGAUGAACUACGACCUCGACGGGGACGGCGGCGACAACAGCAACUUCAACGACCUCUAUUUCAACGGGACCGACGACAACAUGGGGUCAGGCGAGUUUGACAAUGCGUAUUUUCACCUCUAG
This is a messenger RNA of Lasiosphaeria miniovina, 1302 nucleotides long. RefSeq lists its product as uncharacterized. The record is from RefSeq and is a predicted model, not a curated record. The transcript has 3 exons. The coding region runs from base 1 to 1302 and encodes 433 amino acids. Lineage: Eukaryota; Fungi; Ascomycota; Sordariomycetes; Sordariales; Lasiosphaeriaceae.